Neofelis nebulosa (Clouded leopard) is the source of this 939-nucleotide messenger RNA. Its product is annotated as keratin-associated protein 4-12-like. The transcript has a single exon. The record is from RefSeq and is a predicted model, not a curated record. Lineage: Eukaryota; Metazoa; Chordata; Mammalia; Carnivora; Felidae. Bases 68 to 634 code for a protein of 188 amino acids. Gene Ontology annotation, cellular component: keratin filament.
GGAGACUCCCAAACUCGAGAUCCUCACUCUCUUGGAAACCCACCCAGAACCUCCACCCUCUGACACCAUGGUCAACUCCUGUUGUGGCUCCGUCUGCUCUGACCAGGGCUGUGGCUCCAGCUGCUGUGGCUCCAGCUGCUGCCAGCCUUGCUGCCGCCCCACCUGCUGCCAGACCACCUGCUGCAGGACCACCUGCUGCCGGCCCACCUGCUGUGUGUCCAGCUGCUGCCGCCCCUCCUGCUGUGGCUCCAGCUGCUGUGGCUCUAAUUGCUGUGGCUCCAGCUGCUGCAGGCCCAGCUGCUGCAUCUCUAGCUGCUGCCGCCCCUCCUGCUGCCAGACCACCUGCUGCCGCCCCAGCUGCUGUGGCUCCAGCUGCUGUGGCUCCAGCUGCUGUGGCUCCAGCUGCUGCCGCCCCUCCUGCUGCAUUUCUAGCUGCUGCCGCCCCUCUUGCUGUGGUUCCAACUGCUGUGGCUCCAGCUGCUGUGGCUCCAGCUGCUGCCGCCCCUCCUGCUGCCCCUCCUGCUGCCUGCGUCCAGUCUGUGGCCGGGUCUCCUGCCACACCACUUGCUAUCGCCCCACCUGUGUCAUCUCCACCUGCCCCCGCCCCAUGUGCUGUGCCUCCUCUUGCUGCUGAGCCCCCUGACCUGUGACCACCAUCUCCGCCUACCUCUGCCCCACAGAUGUAGCCCCUCCUUUUCUGCUGCUAGGACACAUGAAGUAGAAAUGAUGUUGCUCAACUGAAUUGGGCCUUGAUUCUACUGAAGAACCACGUCAUGCUGUUGAAGAAGAUGGAUAUGGCCCAGAGCACUUAAGCAAUAACAGAUUUUAUCCUUCAGUUUGACAGUUGGUGACAUUCUCAUAACUUCCCUUUUCUGGGCCUUCUCUGUAACCUUAUAUAUUUCUCUACCAAAAUAAAGUUAUACUUCCCUGCAUUAACAA